Messenger RNA from Acaromyces ingoldii, 655 nucleotides. RefSeq lists its product as hypothetical. Lineage: Eukaryota; Fungi; Basidiomycota; Exobasidiomycetes; Exobasidiales; Cryptobasidiaceae. The record is from RefSeq and is a predicted model, not a curated record. The transcript has a single exon. Bases 178 to 624 code for a protein of 148 amino acids.
AUCGUUCGUCUCCCUCUUGUGCCACUUUCACCCUCCGUCCGUUGCCCUGCGCCCAUCACUUACGAUUGCGUCACUUCGCCCUUUCUCACGCCUCGGACGUGUAGCAGAAGGCGAAAGCGCCGGCUAGGAGUGACGCUGGUGGCCGAUAGAGCCUCUGACGUUUGUGUGUCCCCGUAGAUGCGUGCUGGUGGGUACAGUCGUCCGUCUCCUUUGUCCUCUUGGCAAGUCUCACAUUCUGGUUUCACCCCUACAACAGCAGCGAUGUCCGCGUCCAGCAGCGUAGCGCUCGUGACACGCCUCGUCAACACACCGUUCACCUUUGUCGCAGUUGUGCUGCUAGCCUACCUAGCCCGCACGUACUUUCGCGGAAAGCAGCGCAUCGCCAUCAUCUUGGACGAGAGGGCGAGCUCGCCCGCCAGACCCACCGAGCUCUACGGGUACUACGACGAUGGCCGGACCACCGAACGACACGAUCAAGUCUAUAUGGGUGAAGACUGGCACUCGCUUGACCAGCCUCAAGAUCAAUCUCAGGCCCCGCAGCAGGGCGAUGGGCCCAUGAGGGAGGUGCCGGCCUCAGCCAGCCCGUGGAACCGCAUCUCGCUCUCGCCCACCAAGCUUCACUGAUUUCAGUCUGGGGUGAUCUUCAUUUUCUUGG